AAUCAAAAUGCAGGGGAGAAGAACUGAAAGCUAAGUCAAUGUACAGGAAUGAGCCAAACUGAAAUGUCUCAGGUAGAAGUGUCAGGUGAAACAAUAAUUAUUGUGCUUCCUAGGGUGAGCAUACAGUUUGGUUCUCAAACUGAGGACUAGGGUUGAAGAUCGAGCUGUAUCAACAUAACGUGUGGACUAAAGAUGGAGCCUUUAAAAUGGCCAGUAGCUCCAGACGGAUACAUUCCCAACUCUGUGAUCCGGAGCUGGGGGAUGAAGAAGAAGGUACACAGCCAAACAGAAAGUUCGAAUGAUGUAAUCCUUUCUGACCUGGAAAGCACAACACACAAUGAGGAGGAUUUCAAAACAAGAAUUUUCUGGUUCGACAAAGAGGAGGCAGACGAAGAAGAAAGAACAGCUGAUGUGAUUGGGAAGAGAAAUGAAUUUGUAGAUGAGAAGAAGAGACAAGAGACUAAAUCAGAUAUAAAGAAGGAGAAGGAAGAUGAGAAAGAUCCUCUAAGAAAGCUGGAGGGAAUAAUGAAGAGAGAGGAGGAAAAGGACAGGAUGGAUGAGAGGAGAGAAGGGAAGAUGGUUGGGACUGAUCUCCUGAAAUCUUCCCACAACAUUCAGACAAACACUGGAACAAUAUAUUAUGAAGAAAUGAAGCUUGAAAGGAACAAUGUUAUUUCAAUCAUUGGCCCAGAAAGAAGUUCAAACAUGCAGGGCGAUCUGAUGCUUUGUGUUGAUGCUUCUAACACACAAAGACCCAUGAAUAAUACCAAAUCAUCUAAAAUGGGAUUUUCUAGCUCAACAUUAGGUCACAACACUGGGGAAGAUUUGGACACGAAGCUCUGUGACACCCGCUCACCUCCAUUUCUUUCUGUGACCACGAAACAGAAAACAUCUGCUGUCGUGACUAAAGGACUUGAUAGUACCAUUUAUACACCACUUACACAGCCCCAGGAUUGGACUUGUCAUCCUCAGAUGUCUGAUCCUCCAGUCACUGACCAACCCCAACCAGACUUUGCUCCCAGUGGAGGUUCCCCAGUCAGAGAUAAAGUGUUCCUCCUCUCCAAAGAGAAGAACUUCACAAAGCAAGCAGUGCCUCCUCUUGACCCAAAGGCCUUAAGACUCUUUAGGAAAUACAAAGACACUAUAAAGAAUUCAUCACACUAUUUAAAUACUGGAAAGCUACAUCUGAACACCCACAGGAAUAGGUCUUUUGCUCCUAAAGCCAACCUGUCCAGCUUUCCCAUUCAGCACAACAGGACUAUCCAUCCAGAACCUCCUGAUCGCUGCCUUGACUCAGGGUCACUGGGCCAAUCAGUGCUACCUGAGCACCUGUCAGUACAUCAGAGGGUGGUGCAGAAGAUCCAGAGAAAAGACACUGUGAGUGAAACCUCCACCCUCUUCCAUCACGUGAUCCCAAUGGCUGCUCAAAACAGUUUUGCUACUUUGAGCCUCAGUGGGACAACUCAGUACGGAAUACUGCAGUUUGACUGGAUUAGGGGCCAUGAGGAGGACAAGCUGCUGGACAUUUCUGGAACAAAUACCAAGGAUACUCAUUAUGUUUUGUUUACCAACAGGGCUUUGUGCCAUCCUAAUGUAUUUGUUUAGCAACCAGCCUUCCUAUUGGCUCUAAAUAAAAGAUUUUGCACA
This is a messenger RNA of Betta splendens (Siamese fighting fish), 1647 nucleotides long. RefSeq lists its product as uncharacterized. The transcript has 2 exons. The record is from RefSeq and is a predicted model, not a curated record. NCBI's taxonomy places the organism in Eukaryota, Metazoa, Chordata, Actinopteri, Anabantiformes, Osphronemidae. The coding region runs from base 193 to 1605 and encodes 470 amino acids.